Messenger RNA from Saccostrea echinata, 1153 nucleotides. RefSeq lists its product as uncharacterized. Bases 1 to 1146 code for a protein of 381 amino acids. Lineage: Eukaryota; Metazoa; Mollusca; Bivalvia; Ostreida; Ostreidae. The record is from RefSeq and is a predicted model, not a curated record. The transcript has 4 exons.
AUGGAGUACCUGAUUGUCCUGAUCUAUUUAGCUAGCCUGUUGGCGGUUGGUGAGCCACACGGGUACAUGAUUGAACCUCCCAUGCGAUCCUCCAUGUGGCGAGUGUACCCUGGGUUUCCCCCUAAUUACAACGACAUGGAACUCUUCUGUGGAGGUGUUACGAAACAAUGGGAUGAAAUGGAUGGGAAAUGUGGAACAUGUGGCGAUGCUUACGACGCAGAAGUUCGCGAAAAUGAAGCUGGUGGAAUGUACGCUACAGGCGCCAUUGGUCGAAACUACACACGUGGACAAGUAAUCAAGGUUGGAAUUCAAUUAACAGCAUCUCACUUAGGCAACUUUCAAUUCAAAAUCUGUCCUCACAACAACCCAGCCGUGCCAGUUUCUCAAGCAUGUCUUGAUCAGCAUAAACUGAAUUUAGCGGGAACGGACGAACAUCACUUCUACCCGAAGGAGACCGGAUUUUACGAAAUAGAACUUCAACUUCCAGAAGACAUGGUUUGUUCGCAGUGUAUCCUUCAAUGGCACUACAAGGCUGGUAACACAUGGGGUUGUACAGAGGACGGAGAUUGUUGUCUUGGCUGUGCCUCUAAACAAGAAACAUUUAUAAACUGUGCUGAUGUUACCAUAUUCGACAAUGACGGGACGGUUCCUUCCACAUCAGCACCAACCACUGCAAAACCGACUACUAGUGCCCCUGUAACCAACGCUCCAACUACUUCAGCCCCAACUAAUGCUCCAACUACACAAUCUCCAACGUCCCCUGCCCCAACCCAUGCCCCUACAACACAAUCUCCAACGUCUCCUGCCCCAACUCAUGCCCCUACAACAACUCUGCCAACACACGUGACAUCUGCGGACUCUGUGUUGAUGGACUGCCCGCCUGAUUAUACUUUGAUGUGUGACGGCGUGGGACAAUUGGCGGGUGACCUAACUCAGCAGCGCUAUUGUAACGAUCACUGCCGACUGAGGUCUUCCUCGUGUACCCCACAGUUCUGUACAUGUACAUGUCAGAAAAUAUCCUGCAAGUCGAUUGGUCCAUUCGAGGGUUCGACGAUCCAUGACGACUGGUGUCAAAUGAUGUGUACACAAAACUUCAGCCGCUGUCCUGAACUUAGCGGCGAGUGUGAAUGUACCGAGGACGCAUAAUACUGUU